GCACUAUUUUUUUUACUAGUUAGUUGAACAGCAAUGAAUCGAGUCGUAUUCUACGGAUUAGCUGUGUUGCUGAUAUGCGGCCAAGGCUAUGCAGGCAAAUUUUAUACAACACAAGACAGGACCAAGUUGUAUAUUGAAAGGGAUCAAAAGUUAAAUUGGUAUGAAGCCCAAAGCCAGUGCGCUAUGCGAAAUAUGUCCCUAAUAACUUUGGAUUCUGUGAAGAAGUUCAAGCAGUUUACGCGUUUAAGCGAUAAUGAAUUUUGUUACAACUUUCCUGACUCUUGGAUAGGAGGCCAUGGAAAACGCGAUGGCACUUACGCCUGGAUAUCCACCGGCUAUAAUUUCAACUUCACUCAAUGGGAAAGGUAUCAACCCAUUACUGGAGGUGAAAGGAAGUGUGUGCUUAUCCUAGGCAACACCUAUGAGUGGGUUAGUGAAUUCUGCUCUGAGUUGAGAGGAUUUGUGUGUGAAAGUUUGCCCAUAUUGUGGGAGACAAGCAGGGCCAUGGAUAAAUUAAAAUCGAGUCUGGAAACUCAAAAGCAAGAAGCUGAUUCCUUUAGUAACCUAACAAAAGUUUUGCAGAUGAAAGACAAGGAGAUCGAGGAACUUAAUAACACAUACGAAUCGAAUAGAAAGAAACUAAUCGAGUUUGAAUGCAAAAAAGAGUCUUACAAAUGCACCGAAGAGAAGAUAAGAAACACGGAAACGGAAAUAGACGGUAUUCAAAACUCCAAUAAGGAUCAAAGGAGGCUAUUGCAAGCUAUGGAUAUGGAAAUAGAUAAACUUAGAAAAGAACUAGAGCUGGAAAAGAAGACAGGAAAUAAGGAAUUUGAUGAGAUAAUGGCUUUUGUGAAGGAGGCAUUGGAGAAGCAGAAACAUUUGCUAUAGCAAUAAAAAAAAUUUUGGUUGUUUUAAUAGAAAUGUCAAGCAAAAUAUGAUUGGAAUAAUAAAGAUAAAGCAGAAUGGGAAUAAUAGAAUUUUACCUAUUAACAAGAAAUUGAA
This is a messenger RNA of Stomoxys calcitrans (stable fly), 1002 nucleotides long. RefSeq lists its product as uncharacterized. The transcript is spliced from 3 exons. The coding region runs from base 34 to 888 and encodes 284 amino acids. NCBI's taxonomy places the organism in Eukaryota, Metazoa, Arthropoda, Insecta, Diptera, Muscidae. The record is from RefSeq and is a predicted model, not a curated record.